Molecule: messenger RNA, 1947 nt
Organism: Symbiodinium natans
Lineage: Eukaryota; Dinophyceae; Suessiales; Symbiodiniaceae
Source: the annotation of a GenBank genome assembly
AUGGUGCACACAAAGACUCCCCACCAGAUCCCGAACACGCACAAGUCAGUGUUUUUGCACGGCUUCGACAACGACCUGCAGGCCCCUGUCGGGGUCCACUACAUGGUGGGGGAAAUUGUAGACGAGUACAGCUUGCGCUUGGAGUCGUACUGCGAGGUCAAGAGGGCGAGCAUUCCGGCAAAACUUUGCGGAAACUUGGUCAACGGACGAAUUUCCCGCAAACAUUGCGAGGUGAUUGUGCCUCAGUCCCAGUGCACAGGAUCGGGCUUGGCAUUCCUGGUCUGUCAGCUGCCCAAGUCCCAGGAAGCAUGCUUACAAGACUGGCAGGCUGCAAUACGCGCAGCACGACAAAAGUACAUCUUGAAGGAUUUGCCGCGUGUUCAGCAACCGGUUCUGCCGGAUGCACGCACGUUGCAUGUAGCUCACUGCGGAUGGAGUUAUUGUGCAGGCGUUUAUAGCUACAGCGGCCACAUGCACUACAGUCUCGGCCCGCUUGUCUCAAUGCUAUACAGUGAGGAACUUGGCAUGUGGUGCUUGCUUGCUGAUGUGGUGGCAGUCUACUCUUUGGAGAGGCAGCGCUCCUACUUGGGCCUCAAGGAUUGGGAUGGUCCUCAACUGUUGUACGUGCGCCAAGAUCCGAAUCCGGCAGGUCGUUGGGAACCUGUGAUUGGCCCGGGGCCCGGACCCUCCAUCAGGGCGCACAACGAGCUGGCUGUCUUGCAAACUGUCUCAAUGCAACCAUCUUUGCUGCUGCAUCCAAGUGUCGGGUCGGGAGUUCUGGACCUGCUGUUCAACUUCACUGCUGCAGAUUGGCGGGGUGGGCUGCAGGGGCAUGUCUGGGGUUUCAGCGCAAUGGAAGCCAUACAUCUUGCUUUGAGUCUCUGGCGAGGCCUUUGCGCAUGCUCGGCCGUGUGUCACUCCUGGCAGGCAAGUUUGAAGCCUUUCCACAACUUGGUUCAGAUUUGUGAUCAUGCCCUGCAAAUACCACAUGACCUACGUGUCUCGGAAGUUGCACUGCCGACCAUUCGAGAGGCCAUCCGUGCCAUCAUGUUCCACGGAAGGAUGUGGAGGCAUGGUCUGUCCGUGACCCGCUUCAAGCUGUUUCAGGAGCGUCGUUGGCCUGCUCAAGUCGUGGAUGUGGAGCUUUCAAGUGAGCUGGAUGCCACAGAAGAUGAUUUCAUUGACGGCCCGACAGCUGCCCGCAUCGAUAAGCACGCAGAGGUUUUCACACGCGCCGCACGGCAGCUGCUGCAUGACGUGCCCCUGCCCUGGAAGAUGCAGCACGGCUGGUGCGGACGCCGCAGCACUGGAGAUGGCCGCAGAUUUGCAACGCGUGACCUGCUAGAUUUCUGCCGCGCAGACAGGCCGGGAGCGUCUGUUCUCGUGGGUGCCGACGAUGAAGGACACAUGCAGCUCUUCUUGCCCAAUGGCCUGCAGUUACUUCCUCCUGCAAGCAACGCCGUACAACCAUUGGAAGAUGCAGGCCUCAUACUGGCAUCAGUCAGGCGGUCUUGGAGUUCCGGUUAUGAACUACCCCGCGAAGCUGACGAGCCAUGCAGAUUUCGGCAUUGCCUCUGCCAUAGCAGAGACAAAGAUGGGAGGGCACGCCUUGGGGCGUCCCAGCUGUCUGGUAGGUAUGAACUGGUGUUCCGACCUGACAGCGGCGCCAUGAUCGUGCUCGAAAUUAGUGUCAAGUUGCUGCCCUUCUUCGCAACCUCCAAAGAUCAUGAGCUGAUUGACGAAAUCAAAGCUUUGCUCCCAUGGACAGAGCCGGAGCUUGCUGGCUUGGACGGGGCUUCAGUUGCUUCUGACAGCCAUCACAGCAACGAUGAGGAUGAUGAUGGAGAGGAGGAUGCAGAGGGCGACGACGACAUGGAGAGCUGCCAAGAGGACCCAGAAGAGGACCCCGAAGAGGCAACCGAAGCGGAGAAUGAUGAUGUGGGCUAA